CUCUUGCGGACACUUCACCUCCAACUCCCUCUGCUCCCCCUCCAUCAUCCUCCACCCUCGGAAGUUCUGACCUGGAAAGAAACAAGCAGACAGAGAGACCAAGAGAGAGCAAGUAUACAGGCCUGCAUUACGGUUCUUUACUUCUGUUUAUUCCUUAUCUUGCUCUGUUUUUCUUUUUGAUUCUUGUCAGGCGAAUACCGAGCCCAAGGUCUAAGUAAGCCAGCCGUGACCACCCUUUUUUUUUUUUUCUUUAUCUUUUUUGGUUUCACGGGCGCCAAAAGGUAGCGAGCGACGUGUCCCGAUCCGCGCGCUGCGUAACACCACACAAACCCUCGAAGAACCUCGACUUCGACCACGACGUCCCAUUACCUCCCCCCCCAAAAGGCCGCUUUUACCGUCAUUCGCACCAUCCUCGGAGCUCGCGGGCUCGUCGCCACGUCGCCAACAUGAGUUCCGACUACUCGUACGAUGCCGAGGCGCAGUUCUAUCCCUUCUUCAUCCUCGCCAUCAGCAGCAUCAUCACCCUGCCGCUCGGCUACACCCUCGUCUUCCCCUCCAAGGACAUCGAGGCCAAGGCCCCGCGCAUCCAGAGCGACUUCAAGCCCGAACAUGUCGACCUCAUCGACAAGCAGCGCAAGGCGCACCAGAAGAAGCAGCGCCGGAUUGUGCGCGUCAUUGCCGUCUUCGUCGGCCUCGCAGUCAUGGCCGGCAUGAUCUACCUCAUCAUCCACACCAAGACCGUCACCCAAAAGAUCUGGAACCCCUACGACAUUCUCGGCAUCUCUGAUUCUGCGGACGAGAAAACGAUCAAGAAGGUCUACAAGCAGCUCUCGAGGAGACUGCACCCCGACAAGGUCAAGCCUGACCCGGCCAAGAACGAGACCAUUGAGUCCCUCAAUGACGCUUAUGUCGAAAUUUCAAAGGCCUACCAGGCCCUCACCGACGAGGAGAUCCGCAACAACUUCAUUCAGUACGGCCACCCUGACGGGAAGCAAAGCUUCAGUAUUGGAAUUGCCCUUCCUCAGUUCAUGAUCUCCGACGGCAACGGCAAGUACGUCGUCCUCGCCUACACGCUGCUCCUCGGCGUUCUCCUGCCUUACCUGGUCGGCUCGUGGUGGUACGGCACUCAGCGCAUGUCCAAGGACGGCGUGCUUAUGGAGAGUGCCAACAACCUUUUCCGUGCUUACGACGACAACGUUGACGAGGGCGGUGUCAUCACCGCUCUGAGCAGCGGCAAGGAAUUCGACGCCGUCCUCAAGGGUGACAAGGCCGAGUCUGGCCUUUCCAAGCUCGAGUCUAAGCUGCUCGCCAACGCCGAGAAGGCUGGGCUCUCUCAGAAGGACAGGCAAGCUCUCGAAGACCUCGACAGCGGCGUGCGCCGGAAGGCCCUGGCUCUGCUGUGGUCCUACCUUGGCCGAGUUGAGCUCGAGGACUCGGCCCUCGACAGCGCCAAGUACGAAGUUGCCCCCAUUGCCCACGCCCUCACCCGGUCGUUCUCUGCCAUUGCCCAAGCCUACGGUAGCACCGGUCCCAUCCUUGCCGCCUACUCCACAAGCCAGCACCUGAUUCAGGCCCUGCCCCCCAAGGCUUCGCCGCUCCUGCAGCUGCCUCACUUCAGCCAGGACAUCGUCCGCCAGGUCGAGGGAGGUGACUCAAAGGUUCACGUUUCCCUCCAGCAGUUCAUGGACUUGCCCGACGACCUCCGCAGGAACAUGGUCGUGCGCAACAAGCUUCUCUCCGAGGACCAGUACAAGUCCGCCGUCAGUGUCGCCCGCCAAUUGCCCCAGCUCCGUGUUGCCAAGGCCUUUUUUAAGGUCACUGGCGAGCGCUUCAUCAUCCCCUCCUCCCUGGUCACCCUCGUCGUCAAGGGACGCAUCGUCCCCCCUGGCAGCGAGAACGUCCCCGAGAUCAAUGAGCUAGACCUGGAAGACAUCGACCCCCCCGAAGACGACCUUGAGGCUUACCUUGGCCGCAAGAAGAAGACCGUGAAGGGUCCCGACGGCCAACCCAUCCCCGUCGACGACAAACCCAUUCUGCCCCCCCUCGCUCACGCCCCUUACUUCGCCCGCGACCAUGCCCCCAAGUGGUAUGUCUUCUUGACCGAUUCCAAGCAGGGCAAGAUGGCUGUGCCCCCCUUCACCUUCACCCAGUUCGACCAGCCCAUCUUUGGCGAAGACGGCAAGCCCACCUUCAAUAUGCAAACCCUCAAGGCCCAGUUCGCCGCUCCUCCACAAGCUGGUCACUACACAUUUGUUAUGCACGUCGUAUGUGACAGCUACGUCGGCUUCGAUACCAAGAUGGAGGUCACCCUCGUCGUCGAGGAGGCGAGCAAGGCAGCGGCCAUGGUUGCCGAAGAUGAUAUCAGCGAGCCCGACGAAGACUCGAUAGCCGGACAGAUGCAAGCCCUUAAGGGCGGCAGCGUACCGGGUGCAACCAAGCCGCGCAGGAAAGUGGAGGAGGACUCGGACGAGGAGAGCGGCACAGAUGACGACGUCGAGGAUGACACAAGCGAGACAAACACUGACACCGAGGACGAGUCAUGAGGUACUAUGCUCGGGUUUCGCGGCGCUUUUUUCAGGGGAGGUGUAUGUGUAUGGAGCAAUAGAAGAAAGAGGGUAAUUGCCCAGACCAAGAGUUUGUGCAAAGACUCAAUAUACCCAAGUCAUCAACAUUCCAACACACAAACACACACACACAUACACACCGAGGAAGAGACAAGGGAGAAGAAUCAAAUGCAUUUAAAAUGGGGUUUCGCUGCACUAGGCACGCCGGACUUCGGAAGUUGUUGCUUGGAGGGUGUUGGUCCACGUUGGUCCACGUACAUAGCUAUCGGCGUUGAU
Molecule: messenger RNA, 2840 nt
Organism: Colletotrichum destructivum
Lineage: Eukaryota; Fungi; Ascomycota; Sordariomycetes; Glomerellales; Glomerellaceae
Product: Putative DnaJ domain, Sec63 domain, immunoglobulin E-set, C2 domain superfamily
Exons: 3
Coding region: 447-2543 (698 amino acids)
Biological process (GO): SRP-dependent cotranslational protein targeting to membrane; post-translational protein targeting to endoplasmic reticulum membrane
Cellular component (GO): Sec62/Sec63 complex
Molecular function (GO): transmembrane protein transporter activity; RNA binding
Source: RefSeq, a predicted model, not a curated record